Protopterus annectens (West African lungfish) is the source of this 2101-nucleotide messenger RNA. RefSeq names its product N-alpha-acetyltransferase 30, NatC catalytic subunit (gene NAA30). NCBI's taxonomy places the organism in Eukaryota, Metazoa, Chordata, Ceratodontiformes, Protopteridae. Gene Ontology annotation, molecular function: protein-N-terminal amino-acid acetyltransferase activity. Gene Ontology annotation, biological process: N-terminal peptidyl-methionine acetylation. Gene Ontology annotation, cellular component: NatC complex. The transcript has 5 exons. The record is from RefSeq and is a predicted model, not a curated record. The coding region runs from base 28 to 1134 and encodes 368 amino acids.
GAUUGUCGUAAACAGGCUUGAAAGUUGAUGAAAUACGUCAGUAAUGCUUUACGGUUGUUAGUGAGAGGAGAGUGGAAACAGGGCAGAAUAUACUCUGGGAUGGCUGAUGUACCGUCUGGGCCUAGCGUGCUCUCUCCACCCCCUCCUGAAAUCUCACCCUUUUCUGGGUCCGGGGUUGCCUUAGCCAGUGCUUGUAACUUGGUGGAAGAAGGUAAUUCAUCAGGAAGAUACACUAAUAACUGUGCACACGCAGACGACACGGAUUUAAUCGAGGAGUCAGAGGGGAAGGCAAGAAGUACUGACGGUGGGAAGGGGCAUCAUUGUCAUCGUCCUUUGAAUGGUUUAAUAAAUUCUGAUUUACAUCAUCAUUUAGCAACUUCUUACAAAACUGAAAUUGCACACAAAGGUGGUAAUGUUAAAGAGAGUUCAAAAACAGGACAGUUGUUAUCAGAAAACAAAACAGUCGGCAAAACAAAAGGUGAACUGCGAUUAGUUGAUGGAUCUAGUAAUAACAUAUGUCAUGCAGAUAAUCGGAGGACUGCUGAAAAUGACAGUCAUGACAGAAAUGGACUCGAUCAGGUUAAUGCACAAAACGAGGACGCACUAACCACUUCAUUAGCAGCUUGUUGUUUACAAGACUCUGAAAAGGAUGGUGGUCAGCCAGAAAGAAGAGACAUCACAAUAUCGUAUGUUCGUUACGAAUCUGAGCUACAAAUGCCAGACAUUAUGCGGUUGAUCACCAAAGAUCUUUCGGAACCUUAUUCCAUUUAUACUUACAGAUAUUUUAUUCACAACUGGCCGCAGCUUUGUUUUCUGGCCAUGGUUGAUAAAGAAUGUGUAGGUGCCAUUGUUUGCAAGCUGGACAUGCAUAAAAAGAUGUUCCGAAGAGGAUACAUAGCCAUGUUAGCUGUGGACUCCAAGUACAGAAGAAAAGGCAUUGGUACACAGUUGGUGAAGAAAGCAAUUUAUGCCAUGGUCGAGGGGGACUGUGAUGAGGUUGUAUUGGAAACCGAGAUUACGAACAAGUCUGCAUUGAAACUUUAUGAAAAUCUUGGCUUUGUGAGAGACAAGAGGCUUUUCCGAUAUUAUUUAAAUGGAGUUGAUGCACUGCGUCUAAAAUUGUGGCUGCGUUGAAGUAGAAAUGUUAUGUCAAGGAACAAGUUCCCGGCAAUGCGGAGCCCUCCAUUGCAUGCAUUGCAAUCUGUGCAAAUUGCUUUGCAUUGGGAUGUACUCAUUUCCAUGGAGCUCUUUAACUGUCUGUGUCUCAUUGAAUGUCACACAUUUGUUGCACUGUGGCAUGGCGCGCUUGUUCCAAAUUUGAAUAUUUCAUUUUUCAAGAAGUUAUUUUUGGUACUAACAGGAUGUGCCAUUUAAUAGGAAAGACACAGUCAUCCAGUUGUAUUUUCCUGAACCGUUUACUAUACACAGAGAAUCUUGUAGCAACGUACACACUGAUGGAGUUUAAUACAUGGUUCCGAAAGAGGCCAAUGUAGAGUGAAACUUCUACAUAACUUUACCAACAUUUCUUAUAGAACUUGCCAUACAUUUCUGAAAAAUGUUAAUAUUUUAGGUUUUAUUUUUCAGUACUGAAUUUUCCAUUUCCAAAUAUUGGUUACCUCGGUGAUUAGUGAAUGAAGAAAAUGUAUUGUCGGGCAAAAUGUGCAUUACUCUUGAGUAAUUGCAAACCAUUUUGAACUGUCUACCAGUGCCUGCAUUGAUAUGCAUAUUUCUCUUCACUUCUGGUUUGAAUGCAUGCUUCUUUUCUUUUGAGUUGCCUUUGAAAAAGAGGUUUCUGCUUUUAUUUAAAUUCUGAUUUUCAUAAAUUAUUUCAGAUUAUUUUUAUGAUUUGAAGACCUAUACCAGGAAAAGAGAGAGGGAAAAAGACUAUUUGCUUUAAAAACCCUUGAUAUUUUGAAAUAUCUAAGCUAUUUUGAAGAAAACUUUGAUAGCUGCUAAUCUGAAGCCCUUAGCUAUGAGAAUUAAAUCUAUGCUGGUUCUGGAUGCACUUUUUCAUUGAAUCCAUGAGGGAAUUAAAGAUAUAUAGAAAUUUGCUGUAAAUUGGUUUUGAUUUUAUUUAAUCAGAAUUCGUGCUAAUAGCUCU